AUGGACAAGAGAGUGAGAAAUUUAUCUCUGAAAGAAAAGUUUGACGUUGUCAAAAUGAUCACUGAAGAGAAAAAGACUGUCAAGGAAGCUGUAAUUAAGUUCAAGUGUGGCAAAACACAAAUUUACUCAAUUAUGAAAGAAAAGGAUAAAAUAAUUGAAAAAUACAUGAGUAGCACCAACAUAAAUGUCAAAAAAGAAAGGGAUGGAAAUUAUGCAGAAAUCAACAAAUCUGUUUUUGAGUGGUUUCUUCAAGCCUCUGCCAAAAAUGUUCCCAUUUCAGGACCUAUCCUACAAGCAAAGGCAAAGGAAACGGCAAAAUUUUUAAAAGUUGAUGGGUUCUCAGCAUCUAAUGGGUGGCUACAGAGCUUUAAAAAAAAACAUGGAAUCACUUACCAUGUAGCUUGUGAGGAGUCAAAUGAGGUUGACAAAGACGUUCAGAACUGGUUCACAAAAUUAAGAGAGAUCAUAAGGGGGUAUGAUCCUAAAGACAUCGCGAACGCUGAUGAAACUGCUCUGUUUUACAGGGCAAUGCCUAAUAGGACCCUGAAAAUGAAGGGGGAAAAAUGCUCGCAGAGUCAGUUUUCAAAAGAGCGGCUCACCAUCCUCUUGACCACAUUUGCAGAUGGGACAUUUGAGAAACCAUGGGUAAUUGGAAAGAGCGAGAAACCUCGGUGCUUCAAGAAUAUUGAAAUUAAUCAGCUUUCAGUAGAAUGGAAAUGGAAUAAAAAAGCUUGGAUGACAGGCACAAUUUAUGAAGAAUUUUUAAAUAAACUUAACAAUAGCAUGAAAAAACAAAAUCGAAGCAUUCUUUUGUUCAUUGACAAAGCUACUUGUCAUAGGUUACUGCCACUGUCCAAUAUUAAGUUAAUAUUUUUUCCACCAUCCACAACAUCAGUCCUACAACCUCUGGAUAAUGGCAUUAUCCAAAAUAUUAAAAUAAACUACAGGAAGCUUUUGCUUCAAAAAGUGAUUGCCAACAUUGAGAUGUGCAAGAUGGCAUCAGAGAUGUCAGGGAAAAUUGAUGUCCUUGAUGCAAUUUCAUUCCUUAAGCGAUCAGUCAAAAUGAUUAAGGAAGAAACUGUAAGAAAAUGCUUUAAGAACUGUGGUUUCUUAUUUGGCAGUGGUGACAGUAUACAAAACGAAACAGUUAUUGAGCCUGAUAACAUCAUGCAGAUUCAGGAUGCAAUAAAUGACAUUUAUAGUGGUGUUUCAGAAAAUAGGGUCAGCGCUGCAUCUUACAUUGAUAUUGACAAAGAAAUUGCCACAGAAAUGGAUGACAUAAACCUGCAAGAAAUUGUGGACUUGCAGUCUAAAGAUGAUGAUGAUGAAGAUGAUGAAGAUCUACCAUUAGAAGAGCCUGAACCUUUAAGUCAAACACAAGUUUUCAGGUAUAUAAAGGCUUUGAAGGAGUUUGGAAAAGUUAAAGAAGACCAAGAAUUUUUUUAUAAGGCUACGGACUUAGAAAUUUGUUUCAAUAAUUUCAUCAAAAAACCAAAACAGACUAAACAGUUGACUUUAGAUGUUUUUAUUAAAAAGUGA
Messenger RNA from Orycteropus afer afer, 1539 nucleotides. NCBI's taxonomy places the organism in Eukaryota, Metazoa, Chordata, Mammalia, Tubulidentata, Orycteropodidae. The record is from RefSeq and is a predicted model, not a curated record.